Messenger RNA from Ostertagia ostertagi, 468 nucleotides. The record is from the annotation of a GenBank genome assembly. Lineage: Eukaryota; Metazoa; Nematoda; Chromadorea; Rhabditida; Trichostrongylidae.
AUGAUUCCUCGAACAGGAGACGCAUACGAAAGAGCAAUACAACAGCUCAAGAACCAGUACGAAGACCCCAAAAGAAUUACCAUACAAAUGAUCCGUCAGCUUAAAUCAAUGAAAGUAUGUCAUGAUGACCCACGAACCCUACGAAACAACUUAAGCGAUAUACAAGCCAUAAUAGCCAUAAUAGCCACAAUACAAAAACAAGGAGAAGUAGUAGAUUCAACCUACAUGACAACAAUGGUACUCGAAACAUUCCCUAGAAAUAUUCAAGAAGAGAUCGCGCGAAAAGAAUUUGACAACGGUACAGAGUGGACUAUGAACGACCUUAUUGACAACCUGACAAACAUUAUCAAACGUAAAGAACAUAUCGAGAGUCGUACCGAACACAUUCGUAAACAACACACUCUCCUCUACACACGAACCGAACGAAUCGCUUCCACUCCGUUGCAUUGGAUGUGGUCGCUCUCAUAA